AUGGCUGUUACUUCUCUCAAGAACAUUGCCCUCACCGGUGCCGCUGGCGCUGUUGGCUCAGUCGUCCUCAAGGCCCUUAUUGCCGCUGGCAACUUCAACAUUACCGUCCUCCGCCGCAACAAGUCCACUUCAACAUUCCCCGACAAUGUCAAGGUCGUCGACGUCGACUUUGAGUCUGUCGACUCUCUAACUCAAGCUCUCGCCGGCCAGGACGCUCUCGUGUCUACUGUUGGCACAGAAGGCCUUGGUGAACAGCAGAAGAAGCUCGUCGAUGCCGCCGUCGCUGCUGGUGUCAAGCGAUUUAUCCCGUCCGAGUUCGGCUGCGACCUGGCCAACGAGCUGGCUGCCAAGCUGCCCGUCUUCCAGCCCAAGAUCGGCGUAGCAAGAUAUCUCGAGGAAAAGGCCAAGACAACUUCCCUUACAUAUACAUUCGCCUACAGCGGUCCCUUUUUCGAUUGGGGUCUGGAGCACAACUUCAUCUUCAAGAGCGCGGGCUCCAAGCCCAUCCUAUACGAUGGCGGUGACACCGUUUUCAGCACUUCGACGCUGGAUGCCGUCGCUCAGGCCGUCGUUUCCAUCUUGAACAAGCCCGAGGAGACCAAGAACCGCGCGGUCCGAUUCCAGAGCGCGGCGCUUUCACAGAACCAGCUUCUCAAGGUGGCGAAGGAGGUUGCGCCUGAGCGCGACUGGCAGCCCGAGGUGGUGAAGAUUGAUGAUGUUACUGCCGCUGCAGAUGAGAGAUUGGCCAAGGGAAUACUUGGACCAGAGACGUUCAUUCCUUAUCUCGUUCGCGCUAUCAACGAUCCUCGGUAUGGUCCGCAAUUUACGACGUUGGAUAACGAGCUGUUGGGAGUGAAGCAGUUGACUGAGGCGGAGAUUAAGGAGAUUGUCAAGAGCAAGCUCCACAACUAG
Molecule: messenger RNA, 912 nt
Organism: Trichoderma breve
Lineage: Eukaryota; Fungi; Ascomycota; Sordariomycetes; Hypocreales; Hypocreaceae
Product: nmrA-like family domain-containing protein
Exons: 1
Coding region: 1-912 (303 amino acids)
Molecular function (GO): oxidoreductase activity
Source: RefSeq, a predicted model, not a curated record